UAGUUUGGAACCAACCAGAGCCCGCGUAAAGCCUCCGCCAACCAAUCGCAGACGUCCUAACUGAUAGUGCGUCCGCAGCGAGUUGUUGGAGGAACUCCCGAGCAUCCUCCGCUGCCGCCACUGCUUUGGGACACAAUGGGACGCAGAAAGUCUAAAAGGAAGCCACCACCCAAAAAGAAAAUGACGGGCAACCUGGACACCCAGUUCACGUGUCCGUUCUGUAACCACGAGAAAUCCUGCGACGUCAAGAUGGAGAGAACCCGGAACACGGGGAUUAUAUCAUGCAGCGUGUGCUUGGAGGAGUUCCAGACUCCUAUAACGUAUCUCUCUGAACCAGUGGACGUUUACAGCGACUGGAUCGACGCCUGCGAAGCAGCCAAUCAGUAGUGGCGUUUACUGAACUCACAGCUUCAGUCUAACCUCACCCUGGGUUCACUCUGGAUUCGUCGUCUCUGAAGCCCGUCACACUCUUUGUUCCACACCAGACUGUUCCUCUGGUCGGGUCCGAGCGAGGCCACGUGGACAGUAACCCGUCUCCAUCACGGUUCUCAGUGUAGAUGUAAACGUGUUUGAUGUAUUUUGUUAGUCUAGAUUUUUUAUGGGUAAAUGGUUUAUUUCCUGUUAUGGACCAAACUGUCAAAUAAUCUUUCCACCAUUUAAAAAAAAAAAAAAAAAAAAAAAACUAUUUUUUCAUUUAAAGAAAAAAAAAAAUGACUUUUUUUUUUAAUCUAAAUAUUAGGUGUGACAAUGAACAUUUACUGGGUUUUACCUUUUUGUUUAGUCCCAACAUUCAUCAUAAAACAAAAAAAAAAAAAAAAAAUUGGCAAUUUUUUUAUAACCCUGUGGAUUCACAAUCAUGUACUUGCUUUCACACCACUGAUGGAUUUCACAUCCGUGUACCUUUAGGUGCCGAUAGCGAUUAAAACAAUGAAAUCACA
Molecule: messenger RNA, 938 nt
Organism: Fundulus heteroclitus (mummichog)
Lineage: Eukaryota; Metazoa; Chordata; Actinopteri; Cyprinodontiformes; Fundulidae
Gene: elof1
Product: ELF1 homolog, elongation factor 1
Exons: 4
Coding region: 136-387 (83 amino acids)
Biological process (GO): transcription elongation by RNA polymerase II
Cellular component (GO): transcription elongation factor complex
Molecular function (GO): RNA polymerase II complex binding
Source: RefSeq, a predicted model, not a curated record